This is a messenger RNA of Hemicordylus capensis (graceful crag lizard), 4162 nucleotides long. RefSeq names its product T cell immune regulator 1, ATPase H+ transporting V0 subunit a3 (gene TCIRG1). NCBI's taxonomy places the organism in Eukaryota, Metazoa, Chordata, Lepidosauria, Squamata, Cordylidae. The coding region runs from base 376 to 2895 and encodes 839 amino acids. Gene Ontology annotation, biological process: proton transmembrane transport; vacuolar acidification. Gene Ontology annotation, molecular function: proton-transporting ATPase activity, rotational mechanism; ATPase binding. The record is from RefSeq and is a predicted model, not a curated record. The transcript is spliced from 21 exons. Gene Ontology annotation, cellular component: vacuolar proton-transporting V-type ATPase complex; vacuolar proton-transporting V-type ATPase, V0 domain; plasma membrane.
CGGGGAGAAGAUGAGUGCUCGCUAAUCAUGCCUUGAGCUCCCGGCCGGCCUGGAUGGGACGGCAGGAAGUGCCUCCCAGCUGUGUUCGGGGAAUUCUCUCGGGGCGGGACAGCCCAGAUCCUCCUUUCGCUUCGCCCCUUCCUGGUGAAGAGGAAGCAACUAGUCUGCGCUCACCGCCUGCUCGGGGGACGUUCAGUUGCCGCAGCGGCGGAAUCGCAAGGAUCUUUGGGCCUUGCCUGUCUCUCUGCCCAAGGGCAGCACAGGUCUGCCGCCUCUUCCCUUGCCCAGCUGACCACUGCUACGAGGGUCUCUUUGUUGUUUUGUCCACCCUGAAUCCCAGAUCUGCCACCUCGGGACCUUUUAAUCCUCCGCACCAUGGGGACCAUGUUCCGCAGUGAAGAGAUGUGCCUGGCCCAACUCUUCUUACAGUCUGCUUCAGCCUAUGCAUGUGUCAGCGAGUUAGGCGAGCGGGGACUUGUGGAGUUCCGUGAUCUAAACCCCCAUGUCAGUGCCUUUCAGCGACGUUUUGUGGGGGAGGUACGACGGUGCGAAGAUAUGGAGAAAACCUUCACUUUCUUGGCACAGGAAGUAAGGAAAGCCGGGCUGGUACUGAUGCCUCCUGAGGAGAAUCUGCAAGCCCCACUACCCCGCGAUGCCUUGCAAAUCCAAGAGCAGUCAGAGACACUGGCACUGGAGUUGCGGGAGGUGAGCCACAAUCGUGAGACGCUGGCUGGGCAGCUGCAGGAGCUGCGGGAGCACAUUCAAGUGCUGCAAGAGGGACAGCGUUUCACUGGCCAACUGGUGCCUUUAGGUUCACCAGUUCGCCCCCGUGCCUUCUCUGACAGGGAGCCUCUUCUGGACCCAUCCAUGGCACAGCGACUUGACCUCAAAAUAAACUUUGUGGCAGGUGUGAUCCACCCAUGGCGAGUGAGUUCCUUUGAACGGCUGCUGUGGCGUGCAUGCCGUGGCUACCUUGUUGCCAACUUCACGGAGAUGCCUGAGCCCACAGGAGACCCAGCCAAGGGUGAGAAUGUCACCUGGGUCAUCUUCCUCAUCUCCUACUGGGGUGAACAGAUUGGGCAGAAAAUUCGCAAGAUCGCUAACUGCUUUCAUUGCCACCUGUAUCCAUAUGCUGAUAAGGAUUCCGAGCGCACUGAGGCAUUGUAUGGACUGCGCACACAAAUUGAAGAUCUAACCACGGUAUUAGGCCAGACGGAGCAGUAUCUGGCUCAGGUGCUGGCAAAGGUGCUGUUGGUGCUGCCUGCUUGGCAAAUGCGGAUACAGAAGAUGAAGGCCAUCUACUUCAUCCUCAACCAGUGCAGCUUCAGCAUCACUGACAAGUGCCUCAUUGGUGAAGUGUGGUGCCCUGUUCGUGACCUUCCUGCUGUGCAGCUGGCCCUGCGCCAGGGAUCGCACCAGAGUGGUUCUGGAGUGGAGUCUUUUGUACAUCGGAUCUCUUGCACUGAGCCCCCGCCAACCCUUAUUCGCACCAACAAAUUCACCGUUGGCUUCCAGAACAUAGUCGAUGCUUAUGGGGUGGCCAGCUAUCAAGAGGUGAACCCAGCUCCCUACACCAUCAUCACCUUCCCUUUUCUGUUUGCUGUCAUGUUUGGGGAUAUUGGCCAUGGGCUACUGAUGUUUCUCUUCGCCCUGUGGAUGGUGCUGACUGAGAACCGCCCCAGCAUGAAGAAAACGCAAAAUGAGAUCUGGCAGACAUUCUUUGAAGGUCGCUACCUCAUCCUGUUGAUGGGUGCCUUCUCUGUCUACACUGGCUUCAUCUACAAUGAAUGCUUCAGCAAAGCUACCAACAUCUUCCCAUCUGCCUGGAGCGUCGCUGCCAUGGUCAACCACUCAGACUGGAGUGGGGAAUAUUUAGCUGAACACCCUGUCCUUGCUCUGGACCCUAAUGUCACAGAUGUCUUCAAAGGUCCCUAUCCCUUUGGGAUAGACCCGAUCUGGAGCCUGGCCAUCAACCAUCUCAGCUUCUUGAACUCCUUCAAGAUGAAGAUGUCUGUGAUCUUGGGGAUUGUGCACAUGAGCUUUGGUGUGUUCCUGGGCAUCUUCAAUCACAUCCACUUCAAGCACCCAAUCAAGAUACUCCUGGUCUUCCUUCCAGAAAUCACCUUCAUGUUGGCACUCUUUGGCUACCUUGUGAUCCUGAUCUUUUACAAAUGGGUGGUGUAUAAUGCUGCUAAUUCCCGGUGGGCACCCAGCAUCCUCAUCCACUUCAUUGACAUGUUCUUGUUUGCAGAGACUGAUGGAAAUAAGCCACUUUAUGAACACCAGCGGACGGUGCAGUUCGUGCUGGUGAUCGUGGCUGUAGCCUCUGUGCCUGUUAUGCUGCUGGGCAUGCCCUUGUACCUCCUGAGCCAGCAUCGGCGUAGGGCCCCCCGGCACAGGCAGAAUCCCUCCAGCACAGAUGAGCGGCAGCCUUUGCUAAACGCAGAGGAUCCCAAGCCCAGCAGCUCUGUGAAUAUUGCUGAAGAUGACCUGGGUCGUGCAAAACCCAAGCAGGAGCCGGAGUUUGACUUCUCUGAUGUGUUUAUGCAUCAAGCAAUCCACACCAUUGAGUACUGUUUGGGUUGUAUCUCAAACACUGCGUCCUACCUGCGACUCUGGGCUCUCAGCUUGGCCCAUGCACAGCUUUCGGAAGUCCUGUGGACCAUGGUUAUGAGGAAUGGCUUCCAUAUGAAGCCCUACGUGGGUGGGGUCGUCCUUGUGCCUGUCUUCGCAUUCUUUGCUGUUCUGACUGUAGCCAUCCUGCUGGUGAUGGAGGGGCUGUCUGCUUUCCUACACGCCCUACGUCUGCACUGGGUGGAGUUCCAGAACAAGUUCUAUGCAGGUGCAGGCUACCGGUUCAGUCCUUUCACCUUCACUGCUGACACCUGGGACUAGGAGAAAUAUGACUGCUUCUCCCCUAAUGUCCGAUGUACUGUGCCCUCAUGAGCCAGUGUGGAAAACAGAUUGGCUUGUGCUGGUUUUCUUAUUGGGGAAACUAUCUUCUGCUUUCCUUUCUCCACCAGUUGUGCCUCCUCUCUCCAGCCAGCAGGUGUGGCUGUGCUUCUAUACCCCUCCCUGUCUUCUUUUUUUUCUUUUUGAGGGAGAGACUGCCUGCCUAGUCCCCAUCUCUCUGUUCAGUAGUAAAGCAUCAUUGGGAUACUGGUUUUCAGAUGAACUCCUCCUGGAGUUAAGGGAAGGAUUUGCAGGACUAAUUCCUGCGUCAAACCACAUUCCUUCCAGUACUUGGUCCAUAUGACUUGCUGCCUGCCUUAUGUGUAUCUCUGCAGCCUAACAGAUGCUUCUGGGUAGGAAUGGUAGGUGACCUUCAGGAACAGCAGGAUAUGAGCAGCAGCAUCUUUAUGGUUUUAGAAAGUCUGUCCUUAUGGGUCACCCCUCUUCAUCCAGGAGCAGCUUUGCUUAUUCACAUCGCAGACAAGAGGCCCAGCCAGGACACUUACCCUAUCCAUGUUUGAAGCCCCCCCAUCAGUCUGGAGCAGGGCUGCACAACUUUGGCCCGCUAGCUAUCAUUGGACUACUGACUCCCAUCAUCCCCAGCCACAGUAGCCAAUAGUGAAGGAUGACUGGAGUUGUAGUCCAACAUCUGCAGGAGGGCCAAAGUUGUGCAGCCUUGGUCUGGGGGCUACACUUGAUUUCCGAGUGUGUUAAUUUCCAGACUGGGGUCUCUCUCAAAGGGUUUGCUUCUCUGCUAAGAUACCUGGCUUGGCCUUGCAACCACCAUAAACUCGAUUUAGAGGAUCUCUCUGCCUGUGCUCACAAAGUGGCUGGCUUGCUUGUUACUAACCGAGGGAAAGGAACUAAUGUGGCAAGGAGUGCCCUUUCUUUCCUCUUCUGUGCCUUUGUUUGCCAGCUCUUGGCAGAGAUUCCAGGAGUGGGGAGAGGCCAAGUGAUAGCAAAAGCAAUCCCAUGUGAGCCAAACGUACAGAUCUCUGGGUUAACAGAGGAGCUCCUGCCCUGCAGAGCAAACAUCUCCCAUACAAGGGCAAGGAGAUCCGAGCAGCACCCUUGUCUCAUCCUGCUGUGCUCUGCAUUGAGGAGAGGGGCCCUGUUAUUCAAGCCGGCUCCCUAGAAUCCCGGGCUAGAAACCUCUUAAAGUUUAUUACCCUCGCAACUAAAUUGCACAAUUAAAAACAAAAUGAUCUAA